AUGCUGGAGGACGACGCUUGGGCUGACGAGCUGCCCGUGGUGGCGCAGCCUCGCGGCCCGCCUGCCAGCGCAGGCUCGCGCGGAGGCAAAGGCAAGGGCACGAGCAAAGGCGGCGAGAGCGGCGGCAAGAACCAGCAUGGCCAUUUCGAGGUGUGGCAGCUGUGGAAGCUCAUCCAUCGCAUGCGGAAGCGCGCGGGUCUGCCCCCCGCGUCCGAGAAGCUCCCUUGCGACCACGGAGCGCUGGUCGGAAUAGCCGUCGAGCUCGAGGUGUUGGCGGCCGUGGAGCUGCAUGAUACCAAGCCGCAGUCCACGCGCCACGCGAAUGCAGGGCAUAAGCUGGCCGAGCUGGCGUGUAGACAGACUGCGCUGGACAAAGAGAUUGUGAACCAGAAGAAGGUCGUCGAGCCCGAGGCUGCGAAGGCCCUGGGGGUCAAGCUCGAAACGCAGCGGGAUGCUUUGGGAAAAAAGAUCGAUAAGGCCAAGCAGCUGCUGGUCGACACGAUGCCCGUCAAGGUGCAGCAGCUGCUCGCCUCCAAAACCAGCACCAAGCUCACAGGCACGGUCAAGGCGGCGCCGCCCUAUCCUCCCGGCCGUCGCAUCAAGAUCGACGGCGGCAAGCUGGACCCCGCCUUGGACGCGCAAGAGCCAGCAAAAAAAGAGGCAACGCAGAGGCUGGAGUUCGCCAUGGCCGCGGAGAACUUGCUCUACCAGCUGGGCGCGACCAUCGCCCACUCCAAGGCACCGACCAGCGGAGGCCUGCUCACUGAGACCAAUGGAGGGCAGCGCCUGUUCUCGUCGAGCUCGCCCUAUGACCUGUGCGUCAUCGGCGGCGGCCCAGGGGGCUACGUCGCCGCCAUCAAGGCCGCGCAGCUGGGGCUGAAGACCGUGUGCGUCGAGCGCCGGGGCAAGCUCGGAGGCACGUGCCUGAACGUGGGCUGCAUCCCCUCCAAGAGCUUGCUGCACAACUCGCACCUCUACCACAUGGCCAAGCACGACCUGAAGGACAGGGGCAUCAACGUGUCUGGCGUGGAGCUAGAUCUGGGCAAGAUGAUGCAGAACAAGAAGAAGGCCGUGACCAUGCUCACGAAGGGUAUCGAGAUGCUUUUCAAGGCGAACAAGGUCGACUACGCUGUCGGGCACGGCACGUUGGCCGGGCCCAACUCCGUGAAGGUUGCCCUUAACGACGGCGGGGAGCAGACAAUAGAGGCCAAGAACAUCAUGUUGGCCACAGGCUCCGAGGUGAUGAGCCUGCCCGGCAUCGAGCUCGACGAAAAGCAGAUUGUUUCCAGCACUGGUGCGCUCGAGCUGGAUAAGGUGCCCGAGGCGUUGACCGUCAUUGGCGGUGGCGUAAUAGGCUUGGAGCUCGGAUCAGUCUGGGCGAGGCUGGGGAGCAAGGUGACGGUAGUGGAGUUCCUCGAUAGUAUUGGUGGUCUCGGCAUUGACGCAGAGGUGGCCAAGAAUUUCUUGGCGAUCCUCAAGAAGCAAGGCAUGCAGUUCAAGCUGAAGACGAAGGUCACUGGCGUCAAGAAGGUCGACGGGUUGGUGGAGGUCAGCACGGAGCCCGCAGCUGGCGGCGAGACUACGGUGGACAAGGCCGACGUGGUCCUGGUGUGCGUCGGGCGACGGCAAUUUAUGGACAACCUCGGCCUCGAGGCCAUGGGCGUAGAAAUGGACGGCAAGAAGGUGAAGGUAGACCACAACUACAUGACGAAUGUGCCUGGCGUCUACGCGAUCGGCGACAUCGUCCAGGGCCCAAUGCUCGCGCACAAGGCCGAGGACGAGGGCGCCCUCCUGUCCGAGUACCUGGCGACCGGCAAGUCGCCCCACUUGGACUACAACACCGUACCCUCCGUCGUCUACACGUACCCCGAGGUGGCCUGGGUGGGCAAGACGGAGGAGCAGCUCAAGGGCGAGGGCGUCGCGUACAAGAAAGGCAAGUUUGUCUUCGGCGCCAACUCGCGCGCCAAGUGCGUUGCCGAGGAGGCUGGCUUUGUAAAGGUGCUGGCCGACAAGGCGACGGACAAGUUGUUGGGCGUGCACAUCGUCAAUUCCAUGGCCGGCGAGCUGAUCGCCGAGGCCUGCGUGGGCAUCGAGUACGGUGCUUCUUCCGAGGACUUGGCACGCGUGUGCCACGCCCACCCGACGUUGUCCGAGGCGCUCAAGGGCGCGGCGCAGAUGACGGCCUUCGGCAAGGCCAUCAACUCGCCGUGA
Molecule: messenger RNA, 2211 nt
Organism: Prorocentrum cordatum
Lineage: Eukaryota; Dinophyceae; Prorocentrales; Prorocentraceae
Source: the annotation of a GenBank genome assembly